GAAAAAGUAGACCAGGAGACAAUCUUGUUCAAUAUCCUUGAACUGCUCUGAAUAAAGUUGAAAAAGCUAAAAAUUCCAAAGUUGAGUUGAUUAUAACAGUAGCAAUUUUUGACAAAAUUGCAGGUCUCUUUGGCAUCUGCUUGAUUACAACAUAACAUAGGAUUCUUACGCUACAGCCUGCUUUUCACCUUAUAUUCUUGCCAAAUCUUAGAAGACAACUCUUCUCCAUCACUGAAAUUUUGUGUAGCAGUAGUAAUAAUGUCAUCAAUGAUGAGAGGAAAUUCAAGAUCAUCAAUUGAAUCAUCCUGCAAUGGAAUUGUUCGCAGAAUGGUAAGCCUUCCCAGGAGCAUUUUAGGGGGUGUUUCCAGAGCAAUGGGACAAGGUAUGGACUUUAUUCGAAUAGGAGGAAGAAGACACCAUCCUCAUCAACAUCAUCAUCUACCAUUAGCAACAGAUUUUCCAUUUGAGCAAUAUCCCUCAUCAGAUCCUCCCGUGAAUGAUCCAUUCAAUCAACCUUCACAGAAUUUUCAGCAGCAACCGAUGGUACAAGAGGAAUGGGCAUUUCUAGCAAGUCUGGAGCAGGAAUAUGGCACAAAUCAUCCAUUUUUCUACGUUUGUCGGUUCAUGGAUGCUCUGAAGAUGGCUCAAGAAGAGCACAAGUUCAUUUUCCUGUACUUGCACUCCCCUGAGCACCAAUUCACUCCCUUUUUCUGCAGGGAGACUUUAGGUUCUGAGCUGGUUGUUCAGUUUCUUGAUGCAAAUUUCAUUAGCUGGGGAGCACUUGCAAACAGAGGGGAGGGGUUCCAUUUGGCUUCAACAUUAAGGGUCUCCAACUUCCCAUUCUGUGCUGUGGUUGCUCCAGCUUCUGCUGGCAAUUUAGCAGUUCUGCGACAGAUUGAAGGUCCAGUCUCCCCUGCUGAAUUGGUGGAGAUACUACAAAGGACCAUGGAGGAGCAAGGACUGGCAUUUGACAGUGCAAGGGCCAACGAGGAAGAAAAAAGAAGAGCAGAUCGUAAAUUGAGAGAAGAACAAGACGUUGCCUAUGUUACAGCCCUCCAGAGAGAUCAGGAGAAGGAAAAGCUCAGGAGUUUCGCUUCAGAACAAAGAGUUUCAAAAGCUGCAAGUGCCUCCAAUUCAUCUAAUCAAGAAAAAACCAAGCCACUUCCUCUAAAGCAGCAAAACAACCAAAUCAAGGAUGGUCCAAGAGCAGGAGGAGCUAUGCAUAAAGGAAAUGCUCAAGAAACCAAGAUAUUGAUAAGGUUUCCAAAUGGGGAGAGAAGGGAACACAGCUUCUUGAGCACAGACAAGGUUCAAGCAAUUUUUAGGUACAUUAAUUCAUUAGGCUUGCCUGGAGUUGGCGGCAAUUACAGGCUAAUUUCUAACUUCCCAAGAAAGGUGUUUAGUGUUGAUCAGAUGGGAAUGACGCUGACAGAGGCAGGCCUCCAUCCAAAAGCUAGCAUGUUCUUGGAGCUUCUUUGACCAUAGAAGUUUCUUUUCCUUGGUACGUUACUGAAGUUUCAGAAUACAAAUUAAAGAAAUGUUUUCAGCAUCUCACUUUGUUGUUAUGGAGACUUUGGGUAGCAAGUAAUAUUAUUUAUAAGUAAUAAUAAAACUUUUGCUAUAAUUCGUUA
This is a messenger RNA of Coffea eugenioides, 1631 nucleotides long. Its product is annotated as plant UBX domain-containing protein 10-like. The transcript has 4 exons. Gene Ontology annotation, cellular component: endoplasmic reticulum. The coding region runs from base 259 to 1479 and encodes 406 amino acids. Gene Ontology annotation, molecular function: ubiquitin binding. Lineage: Eukaryota; Viridiplantae; Streptophyta; Magnoliopsida; Gentianales; Rubiaceae. The record is from RefSeq and is a predicted model, not a curated record.